Molecule: messenger RNA, 4844 nt
Organism: Periophthalmus magnuspinnatus
Lineage: Eukaryota; Metazoa; Chordata; Actinopteri; Gobiiformes; Gobiidae
Gene: bub1
Product: BUB1 mitotic checkpoint serine/threonine kinase
Exons: 25
Coding region: 191-3727 (1178 amino acids)
Biological process (GO): meiotic sister chromatid cohesion, centromeric; protein phosphorylation; mitotic spindle assembly checkpoint signaling
Molecular function (GO): ATP binding; protein kinase activity
Source: RefSeq, a predicted model, not a curated record
GUUACGUCACGGCGCAGAGUGAUCCUUGUGUUGUGAUUGGCUGAGCGCGAAUUUUGAAUUACACUCGCAGGGUAUCCUCGUUAUUUGAGUUAUGCAGCAAAGUUAGAUUAGAUUAGAUUGAUUUUGUUGUUUUUAUCCACAUAACACUGGAGUCUUGUUUGUUGUAUCGUUUUGUUUUUAUCAUACAGAGAUGGAUGUCGCCGCAUAUUUACAGCGUUUUGAGAGCAGUAUAAAUACGUACGUGGGAGAUGAUCCUCUGGAGCAGUGGGACAAGUUUGUUGAGCUCCUGGAGCGGAAGUUACCUCCAAACGACACCAGUCAGCUGUCACUUGUAUUUAACCGUUUAGUUGAGACAUUUUUAAAUGAAGAUAAAUACGCCAAUGAUCAACGAUAUGUCAACUACUGCAUCAAAUGUGCCAGCACGUACCCUGACCCCAUCGCACUGUACAGUCACAUCUUCAGUAAAGGCGUGGGAACAUGCAGCACUGCUUUAUAUGUGUGCUGGGCACAACAGUUGGAACAGAGAGGCAUGAAUGACCAAGCCGAGGCUGUGUACCAGAAGGCCCUAGAGAACCAGGCUCAGCCAGCUGAACCACUGCUCCAUGAAUACAGGCAGUUUCAAUCAAGAACAAAGUGUCACGUAACAGCAUUAGGAAGCCGUAACCCUUUACAAAACUCCCAUUCAGCCAAUGUAAUGUCAACCCACAGAGAGCCAUCUGCUUCAAAUAAGCAGUCUACAGCAGUAGAUUGCCAACCUGCCAAACCAGCAGAACGUAAAUACGUUAUCAUGAUUUCCCGAUCUGAGUACUCGGGGAAAAUCCCUCCGAGCUCCAAUGAUAACACUGUAGCCGCCUAUGACAAGGAGGCUCUGCAGUUCGAUGGGUCUGAGCUGUGCUUCGAGGAAGUGCGGGCCCAAAGGUACUUCCAAAAACUCCAGGCACAACAGGAGCAGAAGCAGGAAGAAGCGCAGAGCCAAGCAACCAUUGCCUUUGAAGGAGAGGAAACUCAGGAUGUGAAUUUCUGGAUGAAGUUUAAGAUGGCUCUUGACACAGUGGAGCAUAUUUCAGAUCUAACCACAAGUGUGAGUUCAGUCACAGAUGCCCAUCAUCCUUUAGUGCACCAACGACCACCUGCCCACCCCGGCAGCAAGAAGUCGCUGGGCUUUAAGCUGCACUCAGAGCCCAAAGUUAUUGCUGACGCCCCCAGAAGCUCUGGAUCUGAUUCUCAAAUGGACAUCAAUGCUUCUACUUAUGGACAAUCUCUCCCUGCACCAAUUACUCAAGUACCCCAGCAAGUGCCAGUUCCAGCUGCCAGUGUGACAAAUGAGGCACUGCUUUCAGUGGCAAACUUGUCCCAUCAUGCACCUCUUCCACCUGCAACAAUGUCCCAUCAUGCACCAAUCUCAGAUGCCAACAUAUACCAUCAUGCACCUGCUCUAAAUGCAUCUGUAUCACAUCAUGAACCCGUUAUACCACAAAGGACCUCCGAUCAUUGUCCACCAGAAAAUGACAAUGAAGACAAUGAGGAGGUCUGUGAUGCAGAGCAGGAGGUUAACGACGUGAUAAUGGACAUGUUCCAGGCUCCUACACUUUUGGAGGACCCAUUCCCCAAUGCUUCAGAGGAGAGGGACUUUGACGUAAUAUAUACCAGAAAAGGACCCAGUGUCGUACCAGCCACUUCAGCCCCAUUCACCAUCUUCGAGGACAAUGAUGAGCAGAUUGAAAACAAGGAAAACUGCAGUGCGCCCCCUGCUGUGAGUGAGAAAGUGAAACCAGUCAGAACUCUGGCCGAACUACCCAAAGCUACCAAACCGAACGACACCCCAACAGAACUGACCCCAGAUGAAAGUACCAUGUGGGGGGCCCAUUUCCACGCUCAGAACUCCCUGGCUGCGUGUCCCAACAGCACUUCGGACUUUGCCAUGCUAGCCCGCUUUGUGUCUACGCCGUUCACCCACAAGACCCCCGUGAGCACCACAAACUUCUAUUUCCCCGACCAAGAAGUUGGUGUAGCGCCUUCCAAAAUGCUCAGCCCCUUCACCAAGAAACUGAGCCCCAUCAUGGAGCAGAGCCCAUCAGAGGAGAAGCUCAACGACACAGCAGUGACCCAGCAGUCCCUGGGCGCUCGUCAAGGCACCAUCGUGGGGGAGGGCGUGGCUAUGAACACCCAGCUCCUGGCCAACUCCUGCACCACCAUGGUCCAGCCUGCUCCUCCUGCUGUGCUGUCCUUCAGAGACCAGACCAUUUGCCCCAGCAACACCUCUGUGCACAGGAGCACUGGACCAGGAUGGGAAGUCUACACCAGCCCUAAGCCCAAACCUGAACACGAGCCCUUCACCAUUAUGGAGGACAAGGAAGAACCUCUGUGUGCUCUCGGGCCUCCUACACAGGACGUCCCCAUGAGCCCAGAGAGUGCCCCGCGGCCAGACUGGCUCACCACCCAAAGCCCGGAGGUGUCGGAGGAAAGGGACCUGGAUGCCUUCCUCUCCCCUCAUCACCCCAGAGCACCUUGUGUUACCCAUACAAGCCUACAUACAAGCCAGGAUGUGCCAAUGAGUCCCCAAGUGGAGUGUCAUACAGACUGUGAAAUGAUGAGCCCGUACAAAGAAGCGAGGGCUCCGUUAGAUGUGUCUAUGAAAAGCGGAAACCCCAGGACAGACAGAGCUAACCCUGGGAUGACUCUCAUGUCUGAUCCGUGGAACGAGGAGCUCAUUGGGCACUUGUUGGGCAGUAUGGACCCCCCCCUGACCGCGCACCCUCACUGCGUCACGUGGCAGUGCAAUCUCCCCAACAUCGCACCCAAAAUGACCCUCUCCAUGGGUAAUUCAUCUUUGCGGGUGGAUUGUGUUCUUGGGGAAGGAGCUUUUGCCAAAGUUUACCAGGCCACAGACCCCAUGUCGUCUGACAAGAUGGUUCUGAAGGUGCAGAAACCAGCCAAUCCCUGGGAGUUUUACAUUAACACACAGUUGGACGCUCGCAUACCUCAGUCAGUGCGUCAUUUCUACAGCAGUUUUCACUCUGCUCAUUUCUUCAAAAAUGGUAGCGUCCUCCUCGGAGAAAUGCACAACUACGGCACACUGCUGAAUGCAGUGAACAUGUACCGUACUUUGGGGGACAAAGUGAUGCCUCAGCCUCUGGUCCUGUACUUCAGUGUGUGUAUCCUCCACAUGAUCGAGCAGCUGCACAGUGUGGGUAUAAUCCACGCGGACGUCAAACCAGACAACUUUCUACUUGGAGAGAGGUUCCUGGAGAAGAGAAGCUUUGAUGGGGAGAACCUGGACCACGGCCUGGUGCUCAUCGACCUGGGCCAGAGCAUCGACAUGAGGCUGUUCCCACAGGGCACCGCCUUCACCGCCAAGUGUCUCACCUCAGGCUUCCAAUGCACUGAGAUGCAGACAGGCAGACCGUGGAACUAUCAGACGGACUACUUUGGUGUUGCGGGCACUGUCUAUUGUAUGUUGUUUGGGACCUACAUGCAGGUGGUAAAUGAUGAUGGCAUCUGGAGGACUAAUGGUGUAUUUAGAAGGAACCCUCACAGUGACUUGUGGCAGCAGUUUUUCCACACUCUGCUGAAUGUUCCGGACUGCAACUCUGUACCAGACCUGAGAGGUCUGAGGCAACAGCUCCUGUCUGUGCUGGAGCAAAACUACAGCUCCAAACUGGCCUCACUAAAGAGCCGUCUGGUCGUUCUGCUACUGGAGAACAGCAGGAAUAACCAACGCAGAUGACCACCACCCACCCUUAUGGACUUUAAUACUGACUCUUUGGCUUUGGCCACAAGUAGCCUGAUCCUUUUAGACUUUCUAAGUUUAUUAUGUUUUUAUUGUACUACUGGCUUGAAACGUCCUUGGACUGUGACAUGGUGAAAUUUGGGUUAAAUUGAAGAUGACAAUUUUUCACAUAUGAUCCUAAACAUGAGGACUGCUUUGUGCCAACCUUUUAAAGUUACCAUUUAAUUAACCCCCCCCCCCCCCCUCUCGUCUUCCUCUGCCAGACCAAUCUGUCACACUAUCAAACAGUAGUAACACAUAUAGCAUCUUGUGGUGAGAUGUGAGAAAACAGUGCUGGGUCGGCCAAUCUAAUUACUGAUAGUAGCUUUAAAUACAGAUUACAAAGACUAAAAUUAAAGUUAAACAUGGUUGGUGCAAUGUACUUCAGUCUACUACUUUUAUCAUGAAGCAAUGUACCAGCAGAAGGCACAAAUGUCACAAUAACUCAAAAUAUUAGCAAAAUGUUCAAAUAAAGGGUAUUGCUGUGCAAAGAGAAUGAAGUGGAGUGAACAGAGCAUUUUGAGCUUUUGAGAUGUAGACCAACUAAUGGAAAGGGGUUACUCAAAUGUGUGAAUAAAACAAAGCACAACUCCAGGCGGACCUUUAAAACAUUGUAAAUAAAAUCCAGUCCAGUGCAUAACGCUACUAAUUGUACUUUAUGCUAUUAUUUCUUAAUUUGUUGCCAACCAAAAAAUUUUUUGUAUUUUGCGAUGUUAUUUUAUUAAAAUUGUUGAAUUUUAUAAAAUAGCUAUGUUCAUGUUCAUUCUGUCAUGCUCCUUUUGAAAUGCCCCUGGUGAUGGAGGGACAAAAAUGCAGAUAAAAUGUUAAGAAACGAGCCUUGACUUGUCCCUAAAGGCCAAGAUCUGUCUCUGUAGACAACAAUGUGUCAUUUCUAACAUGUAUGUGCAGAGGAGGAUAGUACUCUUACACUUUACUCAGUUAUAUUUACUUGAGUAACCUUUUAAAGAAGUUGUACUUUUCUAGCAGCACGUUUGCUUUAACUUGAGUAUUUUUUUUAUUUUUAUUGUAGUAACAUUACACUUGAGAAAAUGUUUUUGGUGACUCUUCCCACUCU